ACAUCUCAAGCACAGACUGUAGGGAGAUAAGAACAGAGAUGGUAUGUUUGCUCUGUUCUCUUUCUCUCUCUCCUCUGCUGUCUCAAUAUCCCACCCUCUCCCUCCCAUCAUCACAGGGCGUUGCCUAGCUAAGCUGACUAUAACUCUACUGUAAACUCUCACUGAUCUCAUACACUCUUCAUUGAGUCUUGUGUUUCAGUUCCUGUCUCUCUCUCUACGUCCUGGUAAGUUCAAAUUUCACUAACUUUUUCUAACCUAUUUCUCCUCUCGCUGUUUUCUCGCGUUUUUUGAAGUUGCGCGAGUUUGAACGAACAUCCGAUAAAGUCGUUUUUUAGGGAGAUUAGUCUACAGAUCUCGGUUUUUGUACUCUGUGUAUCUCUAUUCUCGCACUUUCGGUGUGGUCUCUUCAGCAUGUAUUCUCGGCGGACUUGGGCGUAGUUAUUUACGCAGACUUUCCACUUGUGGCAUGUGGAGACUGGUCCACUCCUAUCUCCGCCUUGAGUUAUGUUACCCUUAAGUACAUCUCUGCAUACAUCGGUCUGUAGGUAAUACAUGAGAGGAGGAUAAGGGGAGAGGCAGAGAGAGUACAACCCUUUAGAUAAGGGUGUUUAGUUGUAUGACAAAAAAUGAUGUGUGAGAGCUGAAGAAUUUGCUUUGAGUGCCAGUAAAACCAACACCCACAUCCUCAUCGGACUGUAUGUAAGUUAGUCUUGGGUGAAGUAGACUCAGUGCUUUAGGAACAGCUCAGACUCUUAAAACAAGCAAUUACUGUAUAUAGUGAAGAAGAAUAUAGAUAUAGAAAAUAUAGAGUGCACAUGCAACGUUAAGGAAGCAAAAGACACACUUGGGAGUAGUCCUCAUCUGUGUUAAAACAAAAAAUAGGUGUGUCCUUUUUGUUGAUGAUGCCUAGUAACCAAGAUCAACAGAGACACUCAAUGCGGUGGAGUAAAAGGUGCAGUUUUGACCAGUGGCACAACAAUGUAAUAAGUAUAGUAUAGCUGAUAAGAAGCUGACUUUUUAACACAACAGCUUAAUAUAUUGUGCUGUUAUAUUUAACUGUACUCAGUGAUCCAUUAGUAUAAAGACUAACUCUGAAGAGAAUUUUAAAGUUGAAUUCACUUUUAUGUAAAAGUGCAUUAUAAUCUUAAUUUGUGAGGCAAAUAGUUAAAGAAAAAAAGCUUUAAUCUAUUUCUGAAACUUGAAAUCUGUUCAGUAUUUACUAACAGCUGUCAUCUGAGGUUAUGAAAAAGUAUCUCCUUUGACUCUCUGUCUUUUAUUCUUUCAUUCAGUACCUGACUCUGCAGCCAUGCCGAGUGAAAUGGAAUCAUGCAUCGAGUCCCUGAUCGUCAUUUUUCACCGCUAUGCUGUUCAGGAUGGUGACAUCAAGACCUUAAGCAAGAAGGAACUGAAAAAAUUGCUUGAUAAUGAGUUACCCGUCUUCACCAAAGUAAGUGUCUGUCAUAAUAUUCACUCUCUACUCUCACUGUUUCUACAAAACUACAUACUCUAAUUUGACUUUGCACUGUUAUCUGUCCUGCUUACACCAUUUCAGGCCCAGAACAACCCCAAACUUGUGGAUUACAUCAUGAAAGAUUUGGACCUUAACAAGGACGACAAGUUAGACUUUCAGGAGUUCAUCCCUCUGUUCACCGGCCUCUCCAUGAAUUGUGAGAAGAUCUACAAUAUGAAGCAAAAGAAGUGCAAGAGUAAAGACCAGGGGAAACAAUGAAGGCGAAUUGUUAAUGAAAAGCCUUUGUGGCACUAUAUGUGUGAGAUUCCCAAUUAAAGAGUACCUUUGAACAAACUUAA
This is a messenger RNA of Xyrichtys novacula (pearly razorfish), 1809 nucleotides long. NCBI's taxonomy places the organism in Eukaryota, Metazoa, Chordata, Actinopteri, Labriformes, Labridae. The record is from the annotation of a GenBank genome assembly.